Messenger RNA from Dictyostelium discoideum AX4, 771 nucleotides. RefSeq lists its product as hypothetical. The transcript has a single exon. The record is from RefSeq and is a predicted model, not a curated record. Bases 1 to 771 code for a protein of 256 amino acids. Lineage: Eukaryota; Evosea; Eumycetozoa; Dictyosteliales; Dictyosteliaceae.
AUGAUUUAUUCAUUAAUAAAUUGUAAAUCAUUAAAUAAUUUAAGUAUUUUAAAUUUUUGUUCAUAUGGUUUUGAUUGUAUUGAAAAAAUUAAUAAUUUGAUUACUAAUGAUGAUGAUGAUGAACCACUCUCAAAUGGACUACAAAAAUUAUUAUCUUGUAAAAAUUUUCAAUAUUUAAAAUUAAUAGGAUUUGAUUUUAUUAAAGAUAUUAAUAAAGUAUUUUCAUCAUUGGUAAACAGUAAUAAUGGUUCUUCAAUUAAAACAUUAAUAUUAGAAUGUUCUCUACAUAAAAAAUCAUUUGAAUAUUGUCAUGAACUUUCAAAUUGUUUAUUAUCCAAUAUUUAUAAUUUAAAUUUAACAUAUCUAAAAAUUAAUUUUGUAUUUUCAAAUGAUGAACAUGGUUUAAAAAUUUUAUCAUUUAUUUUUGAUACUUUAAUUCAAAAACAACAACAACAACAACAACAACAACAACGACAACAAUUAAAAGAAAGAAAUGAAGAAUAUGGAAAUAUCUUUACAUUUAAUGAUAGUAGAUUACAUCAUAUUGAAUUCAGUAUGUAUCUUGAACACUUUGAUACUGUUUUUGGUAAAAUUAAAUCUUUAUCAAAUGAUCAAUCAAAAAUACCAAAUUCAUAUCCAAUUGUAAAAGAAAUUCAUAUGUGCAUUUUGAUGACAGAUAAAAAAGAAAAGGUUUUAUUAAAAAAAAGAAUACAAGACGAAUAUUAUAUGUCAAAUUUAAAUGAUCAUAGAACUAUAAUCAAUAUUUUGUAA